CAUAGAAUAUUACAAAUAUCGUUCAUGAAUGCAUUUCUUGUUGUACAUAUCCGAUCGGAAAUGCUUAAAAUUGUAAUUCCAACGAAGACACACUUUUCGUGCUUGGAUAAACCCGCUGGUUUUUAUGCUGAUUUUGAUACCAGGUGUAAAAUAUAUCACACCUGUGAUGAAUAUGGAAAUAAAUUUACCUACCAUUGCCCAGAGGAAACAGCUUUCCGUCAAGAAGCUUUAAUAUGCGAUCAUGCACACCUUGUUAACUGUCAAAGAAAUAUCUCUUUUAGUUCAGAAACUAAUUUUCUUAAAUUACCAUUACAAACAUUUUCUGCAAAUAUACAGAAUCAACAAAGUAACACAAAUAGUAAUCAAACAGCUAAAAAUAGAACAGAUUUUUAUAAGGUACCUUGUAUCAAUCAUAGAAAUGAUCCAUAUGUAGAAACUUUAAACUCUAUACAAAAAAGUACAAUAAUACCUUUGACAAGAACUAGUACUACUGUAACGAAUGUAACUACAGAAUUGCCUAUAUAUGCUUUGACGUUGUCUUUAAAACCAUUAAUACCAAGGGAACUGGAUUAUGAUCCUUACUAUCCAAAAUUUACAUCAACAGAAUCUUAUUAUUCUUCAAGUCGCAUUCCUAACAAAUUGCCAUAUGUUAAAACUAUUCUUCAAAAAUCAUGGUCUAAUACACAUAUUGAGCUUCCCUCUGUUUUACCAGAUUUACGAUCCUUAGAAGAUAUUGUUGAUCGCAGAAAACUAUUUUAUAUUCCUCGAAUUUAGUUUUAAUAGCUAAACUGUAAGUUUAAGACUGUAAUAGACUUCAAUUGUGAAAUUUAAAUCUACAAGGACCAGUUAAUGAAUACGAUCUUAACAUUAUCACCUUUUGAAUGAUAUUUCUAAAUGCAAGACCAUAGGUAGUUAACCUUAAAAAAUUCACGUUUUCGACGCGACG
Molecule: messenger RNA, 946 nt
Organism: Dufourea novaeangliae
Lineage: Eukaryota; Metazoa; Arthropoda; Insecta; Hymenoptera; Halictidae
Exons: 3
Coding region: 25-774 (249 amino acids)
Cellular component (GO): extracellular region
Molecular function (GO): chitin binding
Source: RefSeq, a predicted model, not a curated record